AUGAACGUCGAGCUCUCCGAUCUUCCCGUGAGAGCACAGCAUCAUGGCAUCGAUGCGGCCAAGGACAUCGUUUUUGGCUCCAUCGCCGGUAUGGUCGGAAAAUGCAUCGAGUACCCUUUCGAUACCGUCAAAGUGCGCCUCCAGUCUCAACCAGAUGGUCUUCCCCUCCGUUAUAGCGGCCCCAUCGACUGUUUCCGUCAGUCCAUUAGCCAAGAAGGCAUACAAGGACUCUACCGUGGCAUCAGCGCUCCCCUCCUCGGUGCCGCGAUUGAAAAUAGCUCUCUCUUCUUCAGCUACCGUCUCACGCAACGCUUGGCUCGAGACUACGUCUACGGCGGCCUGGAGAAGCUUCCAUACACCGCCCUCUUGGUCUGUGGUGCGGCAUCGGGCGCAUUCACCUCCCUCCUUCUCACCCCUGUCGAGCUAGUCAAAUGCAAGAUGCAAGUCCCCAGCGGUCCGCAGGGCAAGACAUUACGCCCGCUAGCUAUCGUUUCGGCUGUCUUUCGAACACAUGGUAUCCUAGGGCUUUGGCGCGGGCAACUAGGCACCUUGAUCCGUGAAACAGGUGGCUCUGCAUCCUGGUUUGGCGGUUAUGAAGGUGUCUCUGCGUUGUUUCGACAUUAUAACCCUCCGCCACAGGAGAAGCUGGGAACUACAGAUGACCAGGUAAAUCUACCAAUAUAUCAGCAGAUGAUCGCCGGAGCGACGGCCGGAGUUCUCUACAAUUUCAUCUUUUACCCUGCAGACACCAUCAAGUCACGGAUCCAGACGGAGGAUAUCACAUCGCACUCAGCUAAAAAUGGUGCAAAGAUGCCCUCUUUCUGGUCUGUCGGGAGAACUGUUUGGAAACAGUAUGGCGUCGCUGGCUUGUAUCGUGGGUGCGGCAUUACCGUCGCUCGAUCUGCACCCAGCUCUGCCUUUAUAUUCGCUAUAUACGAGGCCUUGAAGGAUUAUUUCCAGUAG
This is a messenger RNA of Microsporum canis CBS 113480, 963 nucleotides long. Its product is annotated as amino-acid transporter arg-13. Gene Ontology annotation, biological process: mitochondrial L-ornithine transmembrane transport. The record is from RefSeq and is a predicted model, not a curated record. Lineage: Eukaryota; Fungi; Ascomycota; Eurotiomycetes; Onygenales; Arthrodermataceae. The coding region runs from base 1 to 963 and encodes 320 amino acids. The transcript has 2 exons. Gene Ontology annotation, molecular function: L-ornithine transmembrane transporter activity.